UGGCCGCUUUCCCUCGGGCAGGGGUCCCGGGCGCGCCCGUUCGCGGCGCUGCGGUUCGUGCGGGAGCCGGCGGACGCGGCGGUGGCCCGCGGCGGGGAUGUGCUGCUGGAGUGCGCGGCCGAGGCCGAGGGCGGCACGCCGGUGAUCCGCUGGAAGAAGGACGGCGAGUGGCUGGACGCGCAGGAGGAUGAGCGGCGGCAGCAGCUGCCCAACGGCUCGCUGUGGAUCCGCAACGUGCUGCACUCGCGGCACCACCGGCCCGACGACGGCGUGUACCAGUGCCGCGCCGCGCUGCACGGGCUGGGCGCCGCCGGCAGCCGCGCCGCCAGGCUGGCCGUGGCAGGCCCCCUGCGCUUCCUUUCCCAGCCAGAAUCCGUCACUGUUUUCCCGGGAGAUUCCGUCCUGCUCAAGUGCCAAUUCCAAGGGGAUCUCCCCAAAAGUUUGGGAAUGCCUCGGAUCCGCUGGCAGCGGAACCAGGAGGAUUUUCCGGAAUCUUCCGACUCCAGGGUGGCUCUGCUGCCCUCAGGAACGCUGCAGAUUUCUGGGAUCCAAGCCGGGGAUGCAGGGAGUUAUCGCUGCCUGAGCCAAAAUUCCGGGAGUUUCGGGAGCUCCCGAGGCGGGAAUGAGGUGGAGCUGAGAGUGCUGCAAGAUCCCGGAAUUCCGAGGCCACCGCUUUUCCUGCGGCGCCCGGCCGACGUCACGGCCCGGGAAGGGACGGACGCGGUUCUGGAAUGUUCAGCCUCGGGAGUCCCGGAGCCGACUUUCACCUGGCUCCGAGGGGACGACGUCAUUCCCUUCAGCUCCAAGAAGUAUUCCCGGCUGGCUGGCAGCAACCUGCGGAUCGCCAACGUCACUUCCCGGGAUUCAGGAAUUUACACCUGCCUGGUCAAUUUCGGGAAUGGCCUUGGCAAUGAGAGCGCAGCCGCCGAGCUCUCCGUGCUGGUUCCUCCGUUUUUCUUGAGCCGUCCUUCCAACCUUUACGCCUGGGAGAGUUGGGAUGUGGAGCUGGAGUGCGCCGUGGGUGGGAAUCCGAUGCCGACGGUGCAAUGGCUGAAGAACGGGGAAGUGCUGAUCCCCAGCGAGUCCUUCCAGAUCGUGGGAGGAAGCAAUUUACGGAUCUUGGGACUGGUGAAGUCAGACGAGGGAUUUUAUCAAUGCAUGGCUGAGAACGAAGCUGGAAAUUCCCAAUCCAUUGCCCAACUCAUCAUCCUGGAGCCCGAGCCGUCGGACCCCUCGGCGCUGCCCUCGGCUCCGCGGGACGUGCUGCCCGUGCUGGUCUCCAGCCGCUUCGUGCGCCUGGCGUGGCGCCCGCCCGCCGAGCCCCGCGGCAGCCCCCUGCACUACACCGUGCUCUACGCCCGCGACGGCGCCGCCAGGGAAAGAGCCCUGAACACGUCCCAGGCUGGGAUCUCUGUGGGGAAUCUGGAGCCGGACAGUUCCUACCGCUUCCGAGUUGUGGCUUCCAACGACUUCGGACCCGGCGAAUCCUCAGAACCCCUCAAGGUUUCCACGCGGCCCGAGCUCCAAAUCCCUGGCCCUGUAGAAAACUUCAGAGCUCUUCCGGCUUCUCCCACUUCCAUCCAGGUUUUUUGGGAUCCUCCGGCUUUCUCUGAUGCUCCCAUCCAGGGAUUCCGGCUCUUCUGGAAGGAGGCGGAGAUGGGAAGGGAACAGAGCGUGGACGUGGACGGGCGCUCGUACCGGCUGGAAGGGCUGAAGAAGGCCCAGGAGUACCGGCUGCGCCUCCUGGCCUACAACCGGCACGGGCCCGGCAUCGCCAGCGCCGAGCUGGCCGUCACCACGCUCUCCGACGUUCCCAGCGCAGCUCCUCGGAACGUUUCCUUAGAAGUGGUGAAUUCCAGGAGCAUCAAGGUGAGCUGGCUGCCGCCGCCGCCGGGCACGCAGAACGGGUUCCUGACCGGGUACAAGAUCCGGCACCGCCGCACCUCCCGCCGGGGAGACACCGAAACCCUGGAGCCCAACAACCUCUGGUACCUGUUCACAGGUCUGGAGAAGGGCAGCCAUUACAGUUUCCAGGUGGCGGCCAUGACGGUGAACGGGACGGGGCCGCCCUCGGAGUGGGUGGGCGCCGAGACCCCCGAGAACGACUUGGACGAAUCGCAGGUGCCCGAGCAGCCCAGCUCGCUGCACGUGCGCCCGCUGUCCACGGGCAUCGUGAUGAGCUGGACGCCCCCUCUGAACCCGCACGUGCUCAUCCGGGGCUUCCUCAUCGGCUACGGCGUGGGCAGCCCCUACGCCGACACCGUCAGGGUGGACAGCAGGCAGCGCUUCUACAACAUCCAGAAUCUGGAGCCCAACUCCCACUACGUGAUCUCGCUGAAGGCGUUCAACAACGCGGGCGAGGGGAUCCCGCUGUACGAGAGCGCCACCACGCGGUCCGCAGACCCAUCUGACCCAUCUGAGCUGGAAUUUUUCCCUUCCCUUUUUCCCACCUCAUUCCCGGAUUUCUUCCUCCCUCCUGUGGGAAUCCAAGCCCUUCCCCUCACCCACGACUCUGUCCGCGUCUCCUGGGCCGACAAUUCCAACCCCAAAAUUCCCAAAUUCACGGAAAAUUCCCAAAUCCGCUUCUACACCGUCCGCUGGAGGAGCAGCUACCCCGGAAAUUCCAAGUAUAAGUUGGCCGACACGACGGCCCUGAGCCACACGGUGACGGGGCUGAGGGCCAGCACCCGCUACGAGUUCUCGGUCAUGGCCACCAAGGGCCGGCGCUCCAGCACCUGGAGCAUGACGGCGCACGCCACCACCCACGAGGCAGCUCCCAGCUCGGCUCCGAAGGAUCUGACGGCGAUCUCCCGGGAAGGGAAACCCCGGAACGUGGUGCUGAGCUGGCAGCCACCGCUGGAGGCCAACGGCAAAAUCACGGCCUACACUUUAUUCUACUCGCUGGACAAGAGCGCCCCGAUGUCGGAGUGGGUGCUGGAGUCGGUCGGGGCCGAGCGCCUUUCCCACCAAAUCCCGGACCUGCUCCCGGAUUCCGGGUACUUCUUCCGCAUCCAAGCUCGGAAUGCCAAAGGCUUCGGGCCCCUCUCAGAGCCCGUCUUCUUCAGGACGUCCAAAGCAGAAAUGCCGGAUAAAAUGCCCAACGACCAAGGUCGCCACGGAGACGGAGCCUAUUGGCCCUUGGACAUCGACCGGAGCAGUCUCAACGAGCCGCCCGUGGGGCAGCGCGGGCCCGCGGCGGGCACGGGCGCGCUGCUGCUGCUGGUCCUGGGCGUGAGCGGGGCCGUGUCCGUGGUGGCCGCGGCCGUGGGCGCCUGGAUCUGCGCCCGCCGCAGCGAGGAGAGGAGCAGGAGAAAACAUGGAAAGAGAAAAGGAAGCCAGAAAGAGCCGAGACCUCCGGACUUAUGGAUCCACCAUGAGGAAAUGGAGCUGAAAAACAUGGAAAAAGCUCCAGAAUCAGAGCCGCCCCCUCAGAAUUCCCAAGAAAUCCCAAAGGAGCCCAAAACUUCGGAGUCGCAGCCGGGAAAUAAAAAUAUUCCACAGCCAGCUCCAGAGCCGGAAGAAGUCGGCAGCGGCGGCUCCACCUUGGAACGUUCUGGAAUUUCCAGGAGAGCCAAACUCCUGAUCCCGAUGAAUUCCCAAAAUUCCAACGCCGCCGUGGUCAGUGCCAUUCCCGUGCCCACCUUGGAAAGCUCCCAAUAUCCUGGGAUUUUGCCUUCUCCCACCGGAUUCCCGAAUUUCCCGCUCCGGCCGCUGCCCUUCCCCAACCUCGUCGGAAGAACUGUUCCUGAGUCUCCGGCCCCGGAUCACCCCAACCCCGAGGAGAUUCCCAGCAGGACGAUCCCCACGGCCUGCGUGCGCCCCACGCACCCUCUGCGGAGCUUCGCCAACCCCAUGGACCCCAAGAUCCCCUACGCGCCCCUCAUGGCCCAGGGGGCGCUGCCCAAGGCGCCGCUCAAGACGGCCUCGCUGGGCUUCCCGGGCAAGGCGCGCUCCCCCCUGCUGCCCGUGUCGGUGCCCACGGCCCCGGAGAGCGCCGAGGAGCCGCAGGACUGCACCAACGUGUACGAGCAGGACGAGCUGAGCGAGCAGAUGGCCAGCCUGGAGGGGCUGAUGAAGCAGCUCAACGCCAUCACCGGCGCCGCCUUCUGAGCCCGCGGAGCCCCCGCGGAGCCCCGACCCGCGGAAACGCCGCGCCCGGAGCGCCCCACGCGCCCUCCGCCUCCGCCCUGCUCGUACCAAAAAGUGUGGAAACAUCGCGAUUGACCCGGGUGUGGAGGCCUCUUCCCAAGAACCCCGGUGUUCCGCUGGUGGGGAGUUGUGGUGAUUUUUGGGAAUUUUUUGGGGGGGAAAAAUAAGUGGAAUUUUGGACCUGUUUUUGGUGGGAGUUGGAGGGGAAGUGUUUGGGAGGAGAAACAAAUCUAGGGGAUAAAGCGGGAGUACCUGGAAAAACGGAGAAUUGGGGGAGAAGAGGGAAAUUCUGGGGAAAACCAAAAAAUUUGGGGAAAAGAAAAGGGAAAUUCCUGGAUGGAAAGACGAAUUUCCUGGAAAAAGCAGAAAAAUUUGGGAAUAAAGAAGGAAUUCAUGGAAAAACCAAAAAUAUCCUGGAGGAGCCCCAAAAAUCUAGAAAAAAGGGAGAAAAUUCCAGGAACAAAUAAAAAUUUGGGGAAAAAAGGAAAAAGUCUGGGGGAAAAAAAAUAUUGCGAAAAAAGAAGAAAAUCCUGGGAAAAAGGAGAAAAAAUGGGGGGAAAAGGACAAAAUUCCAGAAAAAAAAAGAAGAAAUUUUCCAAAAAAAAAAAAAACCCUAGGAAAAAAGGAGAAGUUCCUGAAAAAAUGAAAAGUUCUGGGCAAAAAAGAACAAAAAUUCAGGAAAAAAAUUAAAGUUUAAUGAAACAAACAAACAAAAUCUGGAAAAAAGAGAAAUAUUCCAGGAAGAAAUUAAAAGUUUAGAAAAAAAAAGUAAACUUCCUCUGUAAAAACAAAAAGUUCCAGGGAAAAAAAUGAAAAUUCCUGGAAAAAAUUAUAAAUUGGGAAAAAAGAGAAAAAAUUCCAGAAACACAGUAGAAAAAUCCAGGGAAGAAAUAAAAUUAUUGGAAGAAAAGGCAAAAAUUCCAAGGAAAAAUAGGGAAAACAUUGUGGAAGAAAACCUAAAAUUUUAGAAAAACAAAAAAAAAAAAGGUCCUGUAAAAAAAGGCAAAAAUUCCAUGAAAAAAUGACAACAUUCCUAAAAAAAUUAAAAUUUUAGGACCAAACGAAGAAAAUAAAACCAAAAAAGGUAAAAAUUCUGGAAAAGAAAUUUAAAAUUUGGGGGGAAAACUAAGAAAAAAAACAUGGAAAAAAGGAAAAAAAUCCAGAAAAAAAAAUCAGAAAAGAAGAAAUAUUCCAGGAAAAAAAGAGGAAAAAUUCCCAAAAGAAUUCCUCAAUUUUUGAGCAAUUCCAAGAAUUUCCCCUAAAAAUCCCAUUUUGCCACCGUUUUCCAUGGAAUUCCUGAAAAAAUCCUCCCAAACAAUCCCAAAU
This is a messenger RNA of Prinia subflava (tawny-flanked prinia), 5475 nucleotides long. It is a transcript of the gene DCC, whose product is annotated as DCC netrin 1 receptor. Gene Ontology annotation, molecular function: protein binding. Gene Ontology annotation, biological process: cell-cell adhesion. Gene Ontology annotation, cellular component: membrane. Lineage: Eukaryota; Metazoa; Chordata; Aves; Passeriformes; Cisticolidae. The record is from RefSeq and is a predicted model, not a curated record.